Molecule: messenger RNA, 8646 nt
Organism: Mauremys mutica (yellowpond turtle)
Lineage: Eukaryota; Metazoa; Chordata; Testudines; Geoemydidae
Gene: KNL1
Product: kinetochore scaffold 1
Exons: 27
Coding region: 1-7647 (2548 amino acids)
Biological process (GO): protein localization to kinetochore; attachment of spindle microtubules to kinetochore; cell division
Cellular component (GO): nucleus
Source: RefSeq, a predicted model, not a curated record
AUGCCAAUCAACUGUUCUUCAGCCUACCUUAGUGCACAAAUUUCACUGCCAUACAACGUAACUGUAACUGUAGAGCUGCAGGUUCAUAGCAAGCUUGUUGUCACAACAUCACCAGAGAGGCUGCUGAAGGGCUCGAAACAAAGCAGCAGCAGCUGCUAUACAAGUGUCCACCUCUCUCUAGCCUCCUUCAGCACUGUCUAUGAUGCUUCCCAAGUAUUGUACAAUUGCCACCUGCCGAGUGUUCCAUCUGGACAGGUUAACAGUGAGCUGGUUGUAAUCUGGAGUUGGAGGGUGAUUGAUGCGGCGGCGAGGAGGCGUUGGUGCCUUGAGGGCUGGAUUUGGAGCGGAGCCGCGGCGGGAAAAGCACGCCCUUCAGAAAUGGACAGGAUUUAUUCAGAAUCAAAUGAGGAAAAUGAUCAUACAGAACGCAUCAGAAGGCAAAGGCGUUCCUCGAUUUUAAAAGCUCCGCGGAGUCCUCUCAAGGACCUUGGGAGUGGGAAUGAAUUCACUCAGGAUUAUGACACUGAGAAGCGUCGGAAGAACUCUCGCCGUGUCAGCUUUGCAGAUACCAUAAAAGUUUUCCAGACAGAUCUUCAAAUUAAUGUGGUAGAGCCAGAAAAUACAGAGAGAGCAGCAAAUAUAAGGAAUCAAAUCCUGUUUAACCAAAAUGAAGGGCCUGAAACUGUUCAGUGCGAGAUUACUGGAAUGGACACUUUGCUUCAUGCCCCAAUCCAGACACCGGUGCAGCAGACUGAGUGGCAUGAUACAGACAACAAUCAAAUGAAUAGAAACAACAGAACACUUAUCUUUUUGGAUGAAAACGAAAUGGAUAUGACAGCUAGUCACACUGCAGUGAUCACACGUAACCUUAAAAGCAAUGAAGAAAUUGACAAACCUAGGAAAAUAGACAUCAAAUCAUUUUUAGCUGGGUUAACAUCUAAAAAUGAAGGGCCAGAAAUGAACAAGGAAUUUCGUUUUUUCUGUGAUCCUACAGAGGCAAAUUAUGCAUGUCCGUCUCUUCAACAGAAGCCAGACUUUGACCCAGUAAAGAAAAUAGAUUUCAGUGAAUUCUUGACAAGCCUGAAGUCAAGUGAAAUGUUUGCCAGCCCCACUCUUGAAGGACCUGACAAGGAGAACCUGUUUUUUGUCCCUUCACAACUUCCAGAAAGUAAUGCAUUUCCUCCAGUGGAGUGUGUAUAUUCCCAUGCACAAGAGAACACCAGCAAUGUGACUAGAUUCUUCAGAGGACAAGAUGAUGGAAUGGAUAUUACGAAGUGUCAUGUAUCUAACAUUAAUACCAUGUUCCCCAAUACUUGUGAAGCCUUAUCAAAGCAAUUAGAAUGUGGUGAUGUAACUGUGGCUUGUGGAGAUAUGGAUAUGACUGCCAGCCAAACUGUAAAAAUGUCCCUUUCCAAAAAUGACACAUUCAACAUUGAGAAACACAGUCAGACCAUCAGAAUGGAUUUAUCAUCCAGUUUUGUGUCUGACCAUUCUAGAUUAAAGAGAACAUCUAACAAUCAAAUGAUUGUUCCACAGGACCCCCAAAGGUGUGUUGAAAAGAAAACUGUAAGUGUAGAAGAUGAGGAGGGUAUUACUCAAAACCAUACUAUCUUGAUAGACAGUCACAAAGCAUCACAGACCUCUAAUCAGGGUUGCAGAACAAGGACUGUGGUUCCUGGAUGUGUUCCUUGUGAGCCUGUCUUCCAUGGUGAUAAAACCAUUGUCUUUUCCAGCUGUAAUGAUAUGGAAGUUACUGGGAACUGUACAAUUGUAAACUGUAAUGAAACUUCCAAGUCUUGUUAUGAAGCUUUUCAAAACCCAGGAAAUGUCAUCUCUUCGCUAAUGGAAAAAACAGUUUCAAGAGAUGACGACAUGGACAUUACAAAAUGUCAAAUAACUUCAGAUAAUCAAAUUCUCAGGCAAUGUAAAAAGAAUGCACACACAAUAUCUUCUGUGCCAGAUAAUGGAAGUGAAAAAGGGAUCCAAAAUCACAGAGCUGCUUCUGAGACUCUGGGGCUAGAUUCAAGUGCAAAUCCUGGUUCUUGGACUUCUAAGGGCACAUUUCGACACAGCACAGUGACCUCUCUGCUCGUUUCACGGCCAACUGACAAAACAAUAGUCUUCUCAGGGGAAGAUAUGGACUUGACUAGAAGUUAUAUUGCCAUGGAUGUUGAAAAGGGCAUUGCAAGUCAACUUCCUCCUGUCUCUGCUGGUAUGUCCACUUCUGUGAAAUUCAAACCUCAAAGUUUUGGUAACAAAUCUAGCUCUUCUAAUUUAAAUGAGCAGGAAGAAAUGGAAAUAACUAAAUGUCAUGCUGUAGUCACUGACAAUCAAAACACUGGAAUAACUACAAGCCAACAACAAAUGCAGCCUAAAACUAUUCCAGGAGAGAACUGGAACAAAGAAGUGAAUGAAGCUGUAAGUCUUCUAAACCUUGACAAGGAAAACCCUCUUUCAGGAGUGAGUGAUCGCAUGGAUAUUAAAAGAAGCCAUCCCAAUCCCAAAACCAUUAUUUUUUCAUCACAAGAGCAAGCGAUGGAAGUCCCUGAAAGCCACACCAUUGCCAGCAAUAACUGUGUGCUGAAAUCUUUGCAAAGGCAAAACUGUGAAAUAUCUCAACAAUUGAGGAAAAGUCUAGUCAACCCUUCACUUGCCUAUACUAAUGACAAAACUGUUGUUUUUCCAGAUGAUCAAAGUAUGGAUAUAACCAGAAAUCAUACUGCUGCUCUUGACUUUGCUCCUAUUCUAGUAGCACAAGAAUAUGAGAGUACACAUAUUCAGAACAGUGUAAUAUCUAAACCAAAAGAACUACAAAAUAAGACCCUCUUAUUUUCUGGUGGUUCUGAUAUAGAUAUUACUAGAAGUCAGACUGCGGCAAUAGAAUGUGGGAAUCUCACAAUGAACUCAAAUCAAAAGGAUGACACUCGUGGAAAUAACCAAAUUCCAGCCCUUGCUGCUCCAAGGUUUUCUUUCACUUCCGGUGAUGAAGCCCUUCCCUCUGAUAUUAAAGGAAAUGUGCAUUUUGGGAAGAUAGCGGGAAUACACAUUGACUCAAGAAAUUCAAAAUUGGAACAGCAAAGCCAUACUAUGGUAGCAUUAAACAAGGUACUGUCAAACACUGCAAAUUCUGAGAGACUUUCUUCAACUAGUAAAGCAGCUUCACUUUCUUCAAAACAGGACUUCACUAAAACAGCCAGAACGUCGAUGCCAGAUACCAAAAAUUCACAGAUGGCGUCUCUUUUGGAAAAGUCAGUUUUUUUCUCUGAGGAAAAUAUGGAUUUGACUGGUAGCUGUGUAGUAAAUGUUCCUGAUACAGUUUUAACGGAAAGAAAAGAUAAUACUUUAUUUCCAAAGAAAAAGGACUUGACCUCAUGCCCUACCAUUAUAGCUGCAGAUAGUCUGCAGCAACAAGGAUGUGACCAAUGCCCCUUAAAGCCAUUGUCUCUUUCAAAUGAGAAGACUGUCAUAUUUUCAGUGGAUGAUGAUAUGGAGAUGACUAAAAGUCACACCAUGGCAACCGACAAUAAAAUUUACCUACAAGACAAGAUGUCAAGUAAUGUAAUACCCUUAAUCCCUGCAGAGAAAACUGUUGUAUUUACAUACAAUGAUGACAUGGAAAUAACUAGACCCAACACUGUUGUAAUUGAUAAACCCAUGGAAAAGGCUGCAUCCCAGACUGUGCCUGAAGUAGGUAAAGGGACUGGAAGGAAAAGUCUGAUUGGAUCAACCAGUGAAAAGACUGUUGUGUUUUCACUGGGUGACGAGAAUGACAUGGAGAUGACCAAAAGUCACACCAUGGCAACAGACAAUAAAAUUUACCUACAAGACAAGAUGUCAAGUAAUGUAAUACCCUUAAUCCCUGCAGAGAAAACUGUUGUAUUUACACACAAUGAUGACAUGGAAAUAACUAGACCCAACACUGUUGUAAUUGAUAAACCCAUGGAAAAGGCUGCAUCCCAGACUGUGCCUGAAGUAAGUAAAGGGACUGGAAGGAAAAGUCUGAUUGGAUCAAUCAGUGAAAAGACUGUUGUGUUUUCACUGGGUGGUGAGAAUGACAUGGAGAUCACAAAGAGCCAUACAGCACCAAUAAACCGUGAAAUUGCCCCACAAGGUGAGAGAGCACCUCAAACCCAGUCUGUAGUUCAUGGAGAUAAAAUGGUGUUUGUAUUUAAUCAGGCUGAUAUGGAAAUAACUGAAUCUCACACUAUUGAUAAAACUAUGGAAAGAGUCAUGCAUGUGGAUAGAUUAAAACCAGAUAAGUGGGUUGGACAGGAAGCUUUUUCAAAUAGCAAAACAGUUGUGUUUGCGAUGGGUGAUGACAUGGAGACUACUAAAAUCCAUACAAUGUCCUUAGAUGAUAAAAUUGCCCUACAAGGUGAGCAGACCACCUGCAUUGGUCCUGUUCUUCCUGUUAAUGAAACCAUUGUGUUUACAUGUAACCAGGAUAAGAUGGAUAUCACUGCAUCUCACACUGUUGCUAUUAAUAGUAAUAAUCUUAAAGGAUCUGAGAACCAAGAAGUGUCAAGUAAAAGCCACCACCAGCAGAAUUUAUGUAGAACAUCAGCCCCUAUCUGUGGAGAGAAAAUGCAUUUUAUGCAUGCAGAAGAUUUGGGUAAUGGAUGCCACUCAGAUUUUAGAGACAAACAUGAACUGGAUUUCCCUGCUUUAUCAGUUUUAGUAUUUCCCUAUAAAAAGGAAGAAACAGAUACACUGAAAAUCCACAACGUUGCCAUGGAAAAGUCCAUUGGUCAUGUUACUCUGUCACUUCCUGAAGUCACUUUGGAUAUUGUUCAGGAACCACAGAAUGUUAUUAACCUUCCCAAGAGCAACUCAAGUUCUGUAUACUGCCAGGAUCUGAGAAAACAAGUAAAACCUAAAUCAAAGAGAGUAUCUUUCAAGCUUCCAGAGAACCAGAUGGAAUCCCUGACUUACAAGAUUGAAAGUCAAAGAAAAGUUGCUGAGAAUAACCUCCUAGAUUGUGAUGAAGAAAAUUGUAAUGGUGUGUCCCAGGUUCAAAUUCCAGUCCAGCAGUCUCACUUAUCUAAGGAGAUCACUGAUAGUUUGAACAGGGGUGCAGUUAAUGUGUUGGAUACUGGAAGUAUAGACUUGAAAGAUGAUCCAGGGAAGUUGACUUCAUCUGGACAUGAACGCAGGCCCACAGAGUUAGACAUUGAUGGAUCAGACACUGUUCUACUUUCUUACAAAGAGACUAAGGAAAAUGAGGGAGUAUCUACUGAAUGGGAAAAACUUACAACAGAUUCCCAAAAAGACUCUGAACAGACUAAGCAGUUCUCCCAAGUCAAUGACAUUCCUGCAGAACAAGUAGAUCCCAGCCUUGUGUCUGAAUUAUCAGGUAUUGUUAAUAUUUGUUCAAGGCUAAAAAAUUGUAGAAGGAAGUCUGAAGUUGUCCCAGUCUCUCAAACUGCUGCUGUGUCUAAUCUUGCUGAAACUUUUCCCAAAUUGGCAACACAGCCAGAAGAUCCUUUGAAUUUAGGAAAAGAUGUUGAAAAGGUGUCUAAUAAUGCAUUUUAUAUCAAAGAACAGGAAAAUAUAUAUUUUGAAACUGAAGAUGCUCCUUUAGACACAACACAUACAGAUAAAUGUCAAGUGAGAAAGCUACCCCUAGGUAUCUUCCCGCCUAAAUUGCCAAACAAAAGAAAUUCCACUGUUCCAAGUGUAGAAGACCUCAAUGCCAAAUCAGUGGGCGGAGUAGAAACUCAGGUUCCAGAAAUAAAUUUAGUCACCAGCAAAACCUCUGACAACAUCUAUCCCAUUGGAAGGCAGAACUUGAGCCCUUCUCAGUAUAUAGAUGAGGAAUUGCUUCCUACAUGCCCAGAGGAAAUGGAUUUAGUUGACUUUGUAAGUUAUGAGCCCCUUGAUGGAACCUGUAAUAAGAUGAACAAAAAAGAGAUCUUUCACAAUAAAAGCUAUCCAUUAGAGGAGCAAGAAACUUUCAGCAACCAGAAGAGAGCUUGGGAACAAGAGGAAGAGGAACUCCAGAAAGGAAAGAAGAUCAAGAGGGCUGAGAGCUGGGAUGGCGAUACCGCAAAAGAACAGCGGGCUACCUCCAGCAUCAUUUUGUCUCAUACCCAAGCAGAAACUCGAGAGGGUGAAAAUCCUCCAAGUCUAUCAGCUAAAAGCCUGGAGAGGACCAACUCUAGCAACAGCAGCUGUCUGGAUUCUCUUAAAGCUGACAUAGAUCUUAGUAUGCAGCGAAGCAGUCAGAUGGAGUCUCAGCUUCUCAUGGACAGUAUUUGCGAACAGAAUUUAUUUGAGAAAUUUCAGGAUGGUGUUAUCACAGUAGGGGAGUUUUUUACGCUUCUCCAGGUCCAUAUUCUAAUUCAGAAGCCCCGGCAGAGUCAUCUUCCAGCCAAUUAUGCAGUGAACACAGCUCCUACUCCAGAAGACCUGAUUUUCAGCCAGUACAUUUAUCGCCCCAAGCUGCAGAUUUAUGAAGAAGAUUGCCAGGUUCUUUCUCAGAUGAUAGAAGAUUUUAAGUUGUGUGCAGGUGUCCAGGAUAAACUUUUGGUGGAUGUGAAUAAGAGCCUCUGGGAGGUGAUGAGGACCUUCUCUGACAAAGAGCUGAAGAACUUUGGAACAGAGUUGAAUAAAAUGAAAUCCUGUUUCACCAAGAAGAGUAAAGUCCUGGCUCACAAGGGGAAAGUGAAAUUGUAUGACAAUUUGGUGCAGAACACACAGAUCCAAUGGGAGAAACUACAGUCAAGAAUAGCAAAAGUGGAUGAAUUCCUCAGGGAGAUGGAUAGUUGUCUUUUAGCUCUGGAAACAGUUACUAAGUUGGAAGAAUGUGAAGCAGAUAUCAGUGAUCCAGUGGCAGAGUGGGAGUCCAAAGUGAGAAACUCUGAGAAAGAGCUUGAAAACCUCAAAGCCCAAGAAGAAGAGCUUCAAAGGGAUCUGUCAAAUCUGGAGGUUCAGAAGAAGCAGGGGUUUUCUGAGAUAAACCGUCUGCAGAAUAAAGCAAGUGAUUGUGAGGAGCUCCUCGACAAAUACAACUUCACUGAAUGGGAGAUCAGUGAAUGGAGCGAUCAACAGGCAGUGUUUACCUUCCUUUAUGAUUCUGUAGAACUGACUAUCACAUUUGGACCACCAGUGGAUGGUGCAGUUUUCAAUGACAAUCCCUGCAGAAAGAUUGUUGAUAUGAGCUUUGAAUCUCUGUUGGAUGAAGAAAAAGCUCCGCUCUCAUCAUGUCUAGUCCAAAGGCUCAUCUUCCAGUUUAUUGAAAGUCAGGGAUCCUGGCAGACAAAAUGCACAACAAUGCACCACUUGCCCCAGAUGCUGCAUGAGGUCUCAUUAGUGGUGAAUCGCUGUCGACUCUUAGGAGAAGAGAUUGAGUUUCUGAACAGAUGGGGUGGAAAGUUUAAUCUUCUGAAGAUAGAAGUGGAUAAUACAAAAGUGAAGCUCUUGUUCUCCACUUCCACAGUUUUUGCAAAGUUUGAGGUGACAUUCUCUUUAUCUGCCAACUACCCAUCAGCUCCACUUCCUUUCACUGUCCAAAAACGGAUUGGGAGCCUUGGCCAUGAUGAAAUUUCUGCUGUUCUGUCCAAUGUGCCACUGGGCACCAGCUACCUGAUGAGAAUGGUCAAAAUGAUUCAUCAUAACUUGCUGCAGGGUUCCCAGAUGGUUCACUAAAUCCACUCAGGUCAAUACAGUUCUCAAGCUGGAUGUCUGUCCUCUUCAAACUUACAAGAGUUGCCAGCUUCUUUUAGUGCUAUGAGAAUCUGAUUUAGCAACUGACUGUGAAUUGUCCAAUAUUUAAACCACUGAAAUGAAAUCUCAGUAAGUCUAUUACCAAACACCUCUCCUAUACCAAAGCAUGCUGAGGGAAUGCAGAAAUCUCUGUAAAGCCAAGGAGGAAUUUCAGAUGGCUUCCAUUAACUUGUCCCACUUUUCUCAUAUUUUUUUUCCUCUUCCCCAACCCUUCUAGCCACUGCUGGUUGUGGUUUCCCUUUUGUUACACUGCCACAUAAAAGAAAUUCUAGCUCCUAUAACCACCAGAAUUAGCCUGAUAAUUUAUCUCUGGUUUGUUAUUACCCAGGGCUAUUGUCUAUCUUCGAAGGCUUGCAUGACUGGAAGUUACUAUCACUAACUAGCCCAAAUUUUAAAUUGGUUAUAUCAGCUGACUGGAAUGUGUCUCAGAUCACAGAAACUAUAAUUCUGGUUUCUGCUGCUUGACAAAAUUAUAACUUACGAAAUUCACAAGUGGCAUGCACAGUUAGAAGUUUCUCUUUAAGGUUACAGAUCCCUGUUUCUAACCAUUGAUUUUGCAGUUCAACAGAACCCAAAGUCACAUGGAUCAAGUUGUGAACUUUUCCUUGUGGAAUUUGGUUCUAAUCAUUCUGCAUGUAGAUCCUUUUCUAUUGCUACGGUGUUAAGCUAUUUGAUGCACUUACUUAGGCUAGGCUGCCUAUUUCUCAAAGGGGUAAGAAGGCUAAAUUUGUAAAUCUGCUUUUGCUUAAUGUGUUCAACAGGUGACAUGGUAGGAGAUGUUCAAAAGGGCUGGAUCUAACAGGCACACUUCUAGCACUGACCAUUUAGUUAGUGUCUUGCUUGAGGCAGCUAUCUCCUUAGAAAAAAGCUCUGUGGUGAUUUUCAUUAAAUAGAUGGACUUUUCUCUGCCUAAACAGAGUC